CCGACCAUCGGUCGUGAUAAUCGUGGUGGCUCGUGGAUCCGGCAGUCUUCUACAAAAGUGUUUUCCAUGCUAGAAAUGCAUGCGCCGUGUACCUAUAUUCAACGAGUGCAACGGGAAUGAGAACAAAGUACAUGUUGUAGUAGUUUUCCCGCAACGUGCUUUCCGUGUGAUACCGCAACCGCACCACCCCACCGCCAGACCAGGUGCUACCGUGAAAGAAUUUUCAUCAAAUGUAAAUCGCCCCAUAAUCGCAAAAGAUUGUAGCAUCCAAAGCAUCCUUUGCCAACGCAGGUAAGCAUAAAUGGAAUUGAGAGGAUCGAACAAUCAUAUUCGGAGGCUACGGAGUGGAUGCUUGUUGGGAGAACGGAAGUGAGAUUUGCAAGGGGGCUUAAGUUGCAAAAAAUAAGCUAAAGGAAGGACCAAACACGGCACAGAAGAAGGCGAUUGAUAAGCCGCUUGCGGGGGGGAGAGAACGAAAAGCAGUAGUUUUCUACGAGUCGAAGCCGUUCUUGAACUAUUUUACCCCAUUGACACGUUGGAGACAGCCUUAACGAGCGCCGGGGUGGCAGCUAGAUCGACGGCCAGGCUCACAAUGGCACGCCAUAUAAUGGCGGUUUGUGUCGUGUGUUUGCUGUGUGCAGACCAUGUCCCAUGCAAGCAACACUUUGGCGAUGAACCCUCCGGAAGGGAAGCAGGCAGAGGAUCGCCCAGCGGGACGUACACAGUCCUUGAGAAGGCUGGACACGAUCAGCUGCUAACCGAUCAUCAGCGUCAGCUAGCGUCCGCCUUCGACAGUGUUCCGGGGUAUCGUCAACAGCAGGAUGAACAUCGGAUAGUAAAACGUCACCAACAUCACCAUGGGCACGACGACGAGGAGCAUGAGCACGGUGAACACGACAAACAGGAGACUGAAUUCAAUCGGCUACUGAAGGCGAAGGUGGAUCAGUUCGUGAAGAAAAUUUUCACCGAGUUUGGCAACCCGGAAAGUAUGACCAUGACCGUGAAAGGAUUCGAGAGUAUGAUGCAGAAGUUGGAUAUGUAUCGAUUGGUUUCGGACGGUGGAGCUGAGGAAGGGUCUGAAAAAAGUCGAGUUGGCUCAAGUACGAGCUUAAACCUAAUCAGUGGCCAGAAUGGGCAAGCGCAACAGGCAGAUUCUUUUAAGUGUAUAAACAGUAGUGAUUUUCUCCGGCGCAUCACACCACCAAGGAUACGAUCGCAGGAGUGGGAAGAGGAGACGGCAGCUUCAAGUGAUAAGCUUAAUUACCGUGCGACGGAAGAAGGCAGCAAUAGCAACACCACUACUGAUUCCAGCACUAGUAGUGGCAGUAGCAAGGAUAGUAGUUCUACUCCGAUUGCCAGCAGCGAUAGGAGGAUAGAAAACACAACCAGUGAUGGUAGUAGCUCCAACAAUGUGAGUAGUUCAACGGAAGGGUUCAGUUUUGAGAUGCGAGUACCACAACAGGAGGCGCUUGUGAGUAGUAGCAGUACUAGUAAUACUAACAGGAGUAGUAGUAGUAGUAGUAGGGUAAGCAAUAGUAGCAGCAGUUCGAUUCCGGAACAUGUGCCGGUGGUACAAUCGACUAUUAUGUUUGGUGAACGCGAUCUUUACAACGUAUGCCCGUUGUUGCUUGCCCAACUGCUGUCGCCUGUGCCGCUCGAGCGGGCAGGAUGUAUUGAUGCGGAUAGUAUACCAGCAGUACAAGUGACCAGCUUACACCACGAUCAUCACCAUCAUCACCAUCACAAUGGGGAGUCGACCGAUGCUGCCGUGUGGAUCUACUCGUCCAUUGCCAUCCUUGGCGUGAGUUUAUGUGGACUGCUCGGAGUCGUGGUGAUUCCCUGCAUGGACAAACACUUCUACCAUCAUGCACUGCAGUUUCUGGUUGCCCUGGCCGUCGGUACGCUGUGUGGUGAUGCACUGCUGCAUCUGCUACCACACGCCAUGAUGAGCUCGUCCUCAAGCGCCAGUGCGCACGAUGCCAUGAUGUACAAGGGUUUGGCGGCGGUCCUGGGGAUAGUGUUUUUCUACUUCAUGGAACGUUUCCUGACGGUGAUCGCGGAGUGGUACAAGAAUCGGGAAAAGAAGGGCAAACCAUCGUCGAGGGUUCGUGUUAUGCGUGACCCGGAAUCGGCCUCGCUGCACGCGUCGAGCGCUGGUGAGAAGCAGUGCAAGCACAAGUACAGCUCCUACCCAUACUGUUACGAUGAGAUUGCCAUGGACACGAAGGACGACCAUCACGAGCACAACCGGACGAACGAAAACCACAACAAUGCACUGGCAAAGUGCGCCAACAAUCACCACACCGGCGGGGGUGCGCAUGCCUCAACGGCGACCGAUCAAAACGUCACCGAGUAUACAGUACUGAACCACAACCAUCAUCAUCAUCAUCAUCACUCGGGGGAGGAAGUUACCAACGCGGAUAACAAUACGGUGUCCACAAAUCUGGACGAUGGAUCAAUCGAGAGUGAGCAGGCACAGAAUCAUAACGCCAGCUCACAUGGCAAAGUGGACGCUGCCGGCGGCGGUGGAAAAGUGCGCCAAGAAAACUACACGAUUAUUCUGCGUGAGCAUGAAACGAAGCACCACGGACACUCGCACACGCACGGUCACGUCCAUUCGCCACCGGGAUCGCUGUCGGCCGUUGCCUGGAUGGUGAUCAUGGGGGAUGGAUUGCACAAUUUCACCGACGGCAUGACGAUUGGGGCGGCAUUUGCAAACAACAUUGCCGGCGGGUUCUCGACUGCCAUUGCAGUGUUUUGCCACGAGCUACCGCACGAACUGGGGGACUUUGCGGUACUGCUGAAGGCGGGCAUGUCGGCGAAGGAGGCGGUGUACUAUAAUCUGUUGUCUUCGCUGCUCAGCCUGCUCGGUAUGGUUGUUGGCAUCAUCGUUGGCCAUCAACCGGAAGCAUCAUCCUGGAUCUUUGCCCUGGCUGCUGGAAUGUUCCUGUACAUUGCGAUGGUAGACAUGAUCCCCGAGUUAACGUCAUCCCACGGGGCGGAAGAGCGCUGUAAGACAUCCGAGUUUUUGUUGCAGUUUCUUGGCCUAACGCUUGGCUUCAGCAUCAUGAUGGUCAUCGCCAUGUACGAACACGAUUUGAUGGAAAUGUUUACAGUAGUAUUCCAAUACGUAAUCCUCCUUCGCAGUGCUCAGAAGAUUAAUAACGCGAAAACGAUGAAAUAUCCUGGCGGCAAUCCAUCCACAAUGUUCUGCGAGCAGGUGGGCACCGUGACGUCCCUGUUCGAGCAGUGGAACGACUGCGAGCGCACCGUCGUCCUGUACGCGCUCCUGAAGCGCGUCCCGUUCGCCAACCUUAAGUUUCUGCAGGUAUCGAUCGAUUAUAAUCUCGCACAGAACUACAGCACGCAGUCGAAGCUGCUGCAGCUGGAAACGAAAGCCAACAGCACGGCGCUGCUGAGCAAGCUGGUACAGAAGUACUAUCGAUUGAGCGGCCACACCAAUGCCUCCGCGUCGCUGCUCAUCGGUGGGCCUCAUCUGAAUAACAACAACAACAACACGCACAGUGUGAACAACAAUCUCAAAGCAACAAACGAAUCUUCUUCGCUGUACGAUCUGCUAAAGAAAUCCGAGGGUGUCCCGCUGCCAGCCAGCACCGAUGAAUCUCCGUCGUCCGCUUCGUCGUCGUCGCGCUCGGUGUCGGCCUCCGUUGGGACCACGGCUACGAUUACGGUAACAGCCAGCAGCGUGCCGGUUAAGAAUGGUACCACCGGAAGCGUCGGUCACGAACCACAGCAGCAGCAGCAGCAGCAGCGGGAACCGGAAACGAUGGAAGACAUCCUGAAAGAUAUUCUCAUGUACCUGCCGUUGUUGGCUCCGGGCAAUGACGAGGCGAAGAGCAUGUACAUGUCGCUGAUUCCGGCUGCGGUUGAUGACGCCUGUCGCCAGCUCGUACCGACGGAGAUCGUGCAGCAGACACUGUCCUAUCUGCUUAUUCAUCCAGCGAUAACGAACGACGAUCGACGUGUACUCAGCCACUGGCUGCGGUACUUGGAGGAUUUCAUCUCGACGUCCUACCUUCCCCCAUCGUCCGCAGCAACGAUUACCAAGAAUCGCAAUUUCUUCAACCUACAACAGACCAAUGCAAAUGCUGGCAGCAAUGGUAGUAACAACGGUAGUGCUUUCCCUGCGGUCGGAAACACACCCGCACAACAAUUCCUAACCACAUCUACCGCAUCUGGUGGCGGACUGGGGUUGAGCUCCUGGAACGCAAACCUUCACCCGGGCGUUACGUCGGUGCCGUUGAAUCAACCUCCGUUGUUGACCGGUCCGCCGCAUCACCAGCAUCAUCACCAUGCACCACCUGCGCUUCCUCCCGUACAACAGAAUGGCCAAUCGGCACUGUCCAAAUCGCAACAGAGCCUAAACCAGACGACCGUCGCACAAGCAGGCGGGAAUAGCAAUACUAGCAGUAGUAACAUCAACAGUAGUAGUAGCUCCAGUUCGAGCUCUAGCUCGACUACCAGUUCCAGCUCCUGUCUGGAUAGUGGCGCCUCGCAGUUGCUCAAGUGUGCGUCUUCGCCACGACAGCACUCGGAUUGGACCAUCGCCGGAGCACGGGAAGACAUAAAGUCGUCGAACGAGUUCAGCAAGACGAUCGGGCAAAAUUUGAUCGCAUCUAGUCAAGCGUUGCCGGGAGGAGGAGGUAACGUUGUCAAUGGCAACGCAAGCAAUGGAGUUUCGCUUCCCAGAUUGUUGUUACACAACAAUCAGCAGCAAAGGCCUACUUCGACGACGACCUCAUCCUCAUCGGCAGCAACUGUUGCUGCGUCCAACACCGAAAGUGAGGCGCAUCAUGAUCUCAUGGCCGCGACGGAAUCGCUGCUCUACGACUCCACCGACGACCAUCACAUUUCGUUCAGCAAGAAUGGGACGGAAAUAUUCGACUAUGAUUGUGAUUUUGAGAACGAGGACGAGUUUAACUUCUUGACACGUAACGCGGCAGCCAUCCGGGCAGCAUCGUCCACCGCCGUGCCGCACGCUGCUUCGGCUGGUUCCGGAGUAAGCGGCGGUGGCAAGAAGCUAGUUUCGUUCGACAGCAACGUGAGUGAUUUCUUGCGCGUACCGCCUCUGCCCAGCUACGGCCAUCAUCAUCACCACCAACACCAGCAACAUCUUUCUCACGGUGCUGGCGAUGGUGGAGGGUUGCUCGAUCUAGACAUAGACGGCACACUCAUGAAGACGCGUCGCUCGAACAGCCUCACGACGCCAACGACUCUGUCCGCGCUGGGCGGUGUCGGCGACCUGCUGCAUCCGCAGCAGAAACAAAACAACGAAUGUCUAUCGGCGGAGAACCUUACCAACUUGCAGCUGCUGCAGAACAAACCGCGCAGCUUUUCGCUCACGAUGGAAAGCCCCCGCUCGUCGCUCGCUUCGAGCGGUUCCGACACGCAGCUGGAUGACUACAAGCAGGGUAGUAGCAGCCUGAUGAAGCUUUACGGCGGUGGGCCACCGAACGUGGGCAUGUCGAGCAUCGCGCACUGGCUAAAGAGCCUGCGGUUGCACAAGUACGUAUGGCUGUUCUCCAAUCUCACGUACGACAAGAUGCUCUCCAUCACGGAGGAGUAUCUGCAAAGUCUGGGCGUCACGAAGGGUGCCCGCCACAAGCUGGCCAUCUGCAUCCAGAAGCUGAACGAACGCUACGGUACGCUGCUGCAGCUGGAGAAGGACCUGAUUGCCGGGCAGAAGGCGCAUCUCGGGACGGUGCUGGAGGAGCUGACGAACAUCGUGCUUACGCCAAUGAAACCUAUCGGGAUGGACCAACAGGAGGACAUUGCUGGCCAGUUCGUGAAGGUGCUAGAUCUGGUUGGUUCGAUCAUCCUUAUGCGACCGGUUUGUAGUCAGCAGGACGAAGAGUACCUGAACAUUUUCAUGUGGAUUGUGGAGCGCGCCUUGCAUAACGACGCGUUCCUAGCGCACUCGGGUCCGAUGAAGGAACACAAGUUUAAGGUGUCGAAGAUCAAGAUGCAGCUGACGCCGAAGGGACACUUUGCCAAAAACACGAACGUCGCCGGUCCCGGCAUCAAUAAACCCAGAUGGUCGGUGAACAACAAACACAAGCCAGCUAACCUGAACGAAUCCCAAUCGAAACCGCACCGUAAGAGCUCGGUGCCGUACUUUGUUCCGCCCGGGCACGGGAACUCCAUUUGUCAGCCACAAUCGCAGACCUUAAUGCAAGCAAUGGCUCAUCAGUACUUCCACCAUGGCAAUAACAACGGCAAUGGGACCGCCAACUACAACAAGAGCUCCUCUUAUCCCAGUUUUGCAUCCACGCUGCACAAUGGGAGCGGAAUGAAACCGAGCACGAACACGAACAACCCGUCCAUUCAACAACAGCAAUCCCAUCAGAGCCAUCCGCAAUCCCACUCCACCCAAGUUCCACCUCCCUCGCUGCAGCAGCCACCACCACCGGCGGCCAUGCAGCAUCCCAACUUCAUGUUCCAUCGGCACUCGCUGAGCAGCAUUACGCACCACAAUCCGGCCACCUCUGGCCCCCUGGUACCACCGCCUCCCAUUUUUAUGACGAACCUUGGCCCGCUGCCAACCGAUAGCUGCGGUCCAGCCGGGAUGAAUGCGGAAAAAGGUAACGGCGGUAGUGGUGGCGUCGGUGGAGAUUGCGGUGUAGGCGUAGCCAACGAGAUCGUUCUGCGGCCAGGCCAAAGCAAUAGCAGCAGCACCAGCAACAGCAGCACUAGCAGCAGCAACAACAACAACAGCGGCAAUAGCCAUAACAGCAGCAUUGUCGAUAUAAACUCCCGGCUCGAGUUUCUCUGCCGGCAAAUGACGGAGCAAGCGAUUAACUAAUUGAGAGAGAGACACACACACACCCCUGGAAAAGGGUAUCCGAAUGCGUGAUAUAGACAGGCAGCAGGCAGGCGUAUAUGGUAUGUUAAGGAAGGAUGUAGAUUUUAAGUACGAACAAUGGAACGACGCGCCGCUACUGCGGCCCCGAUAAAGCGACGUGGGAGAAGAGAGGGUGGGGGUAUAGAAUUGUCUACCCCCUGUGUUACGAUGGUCGCGCGAGGACGGUGGACCAUAUGUGUACUUUUUUCGACGGGUGUGUGUAUUUCUCCGAGCGAGACGACACACACGAUCGUGAAGAGAAUUGUUGUUUUUGUGUAGUAACUGUUCAGAAUUAACUUUUCAAACGCUCGACCGCGCGCACUACUACUACAACUAUUACUAUUACGAUUACUACUAUUUAUAUGUAGAGGACAAGAAAAAAACAACACCGUAGAGCAAUUUUUCGCUAAACUACUUUCUCACAAAGUUCUUCUUCGCAAUGGCUUCCGCCAUCACCUCCUGCGCAGGUUGAUGGUGCCGGAAGGUUGCGGAGGAAACAACUAGAUGCUACAAAGAGAACCAUUUUACUCCUAGAAUAGGAACAACAAACACACAUACACAGUUUUGAUGUUGAACGUGUUAUUUGUGUUAAGCUUUUGUGUUAGCACAGCCGGGAAGCAAACCACCAUUCUAUCUUGACGAUACAUAUAACGGAAACUAUAACCUGGUUCAGUGCCAAGGACCGACCGACCGGUCAGCCGGACGGGAGGACAUCCUGUGGAGUGUGUACAGUGUACUAAAAUGUACGUAACGAAGAUCGGAACACACAAAAAGAGAACGAUCGAAACAGUCACGGCGGGUAUUCGGUAAAAGAAGAAAGUAUUUAUCUUGUUACGUUUUAUUUUUUAAUGUACUGUUAUGAUUAGGCGUUUAGCGAAUCGUUUGACAAUGUUUCCUUGUUUGUCCCACUCUCGUGUAAAGAUAUAAAUGUAACUCGAUACAUAUGGAAUACAUGAGGGCGCAUAGGCGUAAGGAUGAAAGGAGUGAAACUAUGUUCCCCCCUGUCCAGUCGAAAUGUUCAUCCAGUCCAACAUAAUGAAACUGUUACGGUAAAGUGCGUUCUGUCACACACCGUACUCGAUAAGUGGAUAAUGCCCAGUAAAAAAUAUGAAAAAUAGGAUUUAAAAUAAAACGAUGGACAGCGCUUUCUCCGGGAAAAGGCGGCACCCCAUUAUAUACACAAACAGAGCACCACAGCCGGAGCUGUUUGUGGGAAUGAGCAAAA
This is a messenger RNA of Anopheles coustani, 8087 nucleotides long. RefSeq lists its product as uncharacterized. Bases 593 to 6823 code for a protein of 2076 amino acids. The transcript is spliced from 9 exons. Gene Ontology annotation, biological process: regulation of DNA-templated transcription; regulation of mRNA stability; negative regulation of translation. Gene Ontology annotation, molecular function: translation repressor activity; zinc ion transmembrane transporter activity; protein binding. The record is from RefSeq and is a predicted model, not a curated record. Lineage: Eukaryota; Metazoa; Arthropoda; Insecta; Diptera; Culicidae. Gene Ontology annotation, cellular component: membrane.